AAUACCUUCAGUCGCCUUCUGAAGCAUCUUCAGCCUAUGACCUGCAGGAGAAGCAUCUUCCACAGCCCCUACUUUGGCCACAGCAACAUGGCUUUGGGGCUUUGGAUUCCCAUCCUCCUCCUCCUGCCUGGCCUCUCGGACGGAGGGAAGCUCCUGGUGGUGCCCAUGGUGGGGAGCCACUGGCUGAGCAUGCAGGAGGUGGUGGAGAAGCUGAGCGAGAGAGGACACGAGGUGGUGGUGCUUGUCCCCGAGGUGAGCUGGCAGAUGGAGACGACGCAGGCCUACAAGGUGGUCAAGCACCCGGUGACACAGACCCUGGAGGAGCUGGACCAGUCCUUUCRGGAAUACGUGGCCAUGCACCUGACAGAGAAGCCUUUCCCCCUGAACGCCAUGGCGCUGUAUGAGAGCUCGGUGCAYGUUUUCAGCACCUUCUUCGGCCAGUGCAAGGACCUGUUCCGCAGCCAGGACACCCUGAGCUUCCUCAACCAAAGCCGCUUUGACGCCAUCCUGACCGAUCCGGCCUUCAUGUGCGGGCCCGUCCUGGCCAACUAUUUGUCCCUUCCCUUCGUGUUCUUCAUGAGGGGGUUCCCUUGCAACAUGCACUUCACAGCGCCUCAGUGUCCGAGCCCUCUGUCCUACGUCCCCAGGCUCUUCACCUUCAACUCGGACCGCAUGACCUUUUUGCAGAGGGUGGAGAACACGCUGAUGUCCCUCCUGGAGCUCCAGUACUGUAACGGUUUCUACGGAGAAGUGCUGAAGCUUUCCUCAGAAGUUCUUCAGAGGGAUGUGUCCCUCAUAGACCUGGUGAACUCYGCUGCCAUUUGGCUCCUGAGAUUUGACUUCGUGUUCGAGUACGUCAGGCCAGUGAUGCCCAACAUGGUCUUCGUUGGGGGGAUCAACUGUGCUAAGCAGAAACCGCUGUUGAAGGAAUUUGAAGCCGUGGUGAACGCCUCCGGUGAGCACGGCAUCGUUGUCUUCUCGCUGGGCUCCAUGGUGUCCGAGAUCCCCAUGAAGAAAGCCAUGGAAAUCGCCGAGGCCUUGGGAACGGUCCCUCAGACGGUGCUGUGGCGCUACACGGGCAAGGCACCCCCCAACCUGCCCAAGAACGUGAAGCUGGUCAAGUGGCUGCCUCAGAACGACCUCCUGGCCCACCCCAAAACCCGUGCCUUCAUCACCCACGGUGGCUCCCACGGCGUCUAUGAGGGCAUCUGCAACGCCGUGCCCAUGGUGCUGAUGCCCCUAUUCGGGGACCAGAUGGACAACGCCAAGCGCGUGGAGUCGCGGGGAGCGGGGCUGACCCUCAACAUCCUGGAAAUGACCUCCAGCGACAUCUCCAACGCCCUGAAAGCUGUGAUCAACGAGAAAAAGUACAAAGAGAACAUCAAGCGCAUGUCGGAACUGCACCUGGACAGACCCAUCCACCCGCURGACCUGGCCGUGCACUGGGUGGAGUUUGUGAUGAGGCACAAGGGGGCCCCUCACCUGCGCCCCGCCGCCCACGACCUCAACUGGGUCCAGUACCACUCGCUGGAUGUCAUCGCCUUCCUGGCAGUCGUGGUGCUGCUCUCGCUCUACAUCUCCUUCAAGUGCUGCCUGUGCUGCUGCCGCAGGUGCUUCUGCAAGAAGGGCAGGACGAGGAAAUCCACCAAAGCCAAGGCUCACUAGUGCCUGGAACCCGCCAGCGCCCCAAAACCCCUCCUCCGGAUCAGCGGCGGGGACGGAGAGCGGCUCAAAUUGCACCGAAAUGAAUAAAAACCACUACGAUUUUCA
Messenger RNA from Malurus melanocephalus (red-backed fairy wren), 1770 nucleotides. RefSeq names its product UDP-glucuronosyltransferase 1A1-like. The transcript has 5 exons. NCBI's taxonomy places the organism in Eukaryota, Metazoa, Chordata, Aves, Passeriformes, Maluridae. Bases 37 to 1665 code for a protein of 542 amino acids. Gene Ontology annotation, molecular function: UDP-glycosyltransferase activity; hexosyltransferase activity. The record is from RefSeq and is a predicted model, not a curated record.